This is a messenger RNA of Eriocheir sinensis (Chinese mitten crab), 1358 nucleotides long. It is a transcript of the gene RpL3, whose product is annotated as 60S ribosomal protein L3-like. The coding region runs from base 133 to 1341 and encodes 402 amino acids. Gene Ontology annotation, molecular function: RNA binding; structural constituent of ribosome. The record is from RefSeq and is a predicted model, not a curated record. Gene Ontology annotation, cellular component: ribosome; cytosolic large ribosomal subunit. NCBI's taxonomy places the organism in Eukaryota, Metazoa, Arthropoda, Malacostraca, Decapoda, Varunidae. Gene Ontology annotation, biological process: ribosomal large subunit assembly; translation. The transcript is spliced from 8 exons.
AUCCUACUGCGUGGUAAUAGAGCUUUCAAAUAGCGCGCGUCCGGAAGAGAAACGUGGCAACAGUGUGCGCAGAGAGGGGGUAUAUAUAGAGCGGCGCAGCAUCGUCCUUCCUUUCCACGGCUGGGAGACAAGAUGUCUCACCGAAAGUUUAGUGCCCCCCGCCAUGGGUCUAUGGCAUUCUACCCCAAGAAGCGGUCAAGUCGCCACCGCCCAAAGGUGAAGGCAUUCCCCAGGGAUGACCGCACCAAACCUGUCCAUCUUACUGCCUUCCUUGGCUACAAGGCUGGCAUGACUCAUGUUGUGCGUGUGGCCGACAAACCAGGAUCGAAAAUUAACCGGAAGGAGGUUGUUGAAGGAGUUACCAUCUUGGAGACUCCACCUAUGAUAUGUGUUGGUGUGGUGGGAUACAUCAAUACUCCAAGAGGGAUGCGUGCCUUUAAGACCGUCUGGGCCGAGCAUCUUUCUGAAGAAUGCAAGAGGCGUUUCUAUAAGAACUGGCACAAGUCAAAGAAGAAGGCCUUUACUAAUGCCUCCCAGAAGUGGCAGGACCAAGUCGGCAAGAAAGUAAUUGAGAAGGAUCUUGCCAAGAUGAAGAAAUACUGUAGUGCCGUUCGCAUUAUUGCCCAUACCCAGAUCAAAAUCUUGAAGAAGAGGCAAAAGAAGGCUCACAUCAUGGAGAUUCAGCUCAAUGGUGGAACCAUUGCUGACAAGAUUGAUUGGGCAGUUUCCCACUUUGAAAAGCAAGUCCCUGUGGCAAAUGUCUUCAAUCAAGAUGAGAUGGUGGAUGUUAUUGGCGUCACAAAGGGAAAAGGUGUCAAAGGGGUAACCUCCCGUUGGCACACUAAGAAGCUGCCUCGUAAGACUCACAAGGGUCUGCGUAAGGUGGCCUGCAUUGGUGCGUGGCAUCCGAGCCGUGUGCAGUUUACUGUGGCACGAGCUGGACAGAAGGGUUACCACCACCGGACUGAGAUGAACAAGAAGAUCUAUCGCAUUGGACAGGGUGUCCAUACCAAGGAUGGAAAGGUGGUGAAAAAUAAUGCUUCUACAGAGUAUGACUUCACUGAGAAGACCAUUACCCCCAUGGGUGGCUUUCCUCAUUAUGGUGAGGUAAACCAGGACUUUGUCAUGAUCAAGGGCUGCUGUGCUGGACCCAAGAAGAGGGUCGUUUGUCUCAGGAAGUCCAUGUUGGUCCAGACGAAGCGUGUUGCCCUUGAAAAGAUUGACCUGCACUUCAUCGACACCAGCAGCAAGAUGGGUCAUGGUCGCUUCCAGACCAGUGCUGAGAAGUCUGCCUUCAUGGGUCCCCUCAAAAAGGACAAGAAGAAGCUGCUCCAACAAUAAAAAAAAUGUUGGAUGAA